AUGAUCGUCACUUCGGCACGGCGCGCACCGGGCCAGGCCAGGUCUUUGGCCGAGUCCUCCUCUUUCCUCUUCCCGCGACGAGCACGACUGCGCUACACCACUGAAGCAUCCCACGACCGGCCAACCGCAGCGAGACGCCGCCAGUUCCACGACUACUUCGUCACGCAUAUCCCACGUUCCUCCCUCCAUCCCGAUCCGCGCGGCCCGACCUCUUCUUUCCAUAAACUGCCUCGCUCGGCGUCGAUCCCGCACACUGGAGACACACCCCGAUCACCGACAAACUUCCAGGCGCUAGUUGGCCGGGAGACGACUGUGGUACGCGUUCCCCUGCGCAGCGCCAAGCAUCACUUUGGGGCCGUCAGUGCCCGUGGCACUCGCCUGAGCAAUGAAGACACAUAUCAAGCUGGGGUCAUCGACAUCCCUGCGUUCGCCAAAAGACCGCCCGCAUCGCUGACUAUCAAGCGAGAUGCUGAGGAUCAGAGCCGAGAGUCGCGCGGCGCGCAGACUGCCAGCGGAGACCCGCAGGUCUUCUACUUUGGCAUCUUUGACGGCCACGGCGGGGCCGAGUGCAGUACAUUUCUGAGAGAUAAUUUACACGAGUACAUCCAGAAUGCGGCUGCCGAUUUCGAGCUCCAGUCGAGCCUGCGGGGGAAUCGGCAGCGCAUCGGUGAUCUGGAGAAAACCCUGGUCCAGAAUUGGAGACAGUUAGUGGGCGGCUAUUUCAAACGGUUCAAGCCGUCGAACUUCUUCUACUACGGGACCGAGUCUGCGGCAGACGCUCGCGCAACGGGUUGCGCUUCAAUUGAAGAGGUCAUGGAGUACGCGUUCUUACGGGCAGACAUGGACUUCGUGGAAGCGCAAGCGGCCAAGCGGGACGACGAUCUGGUCCAGGCCGAAAAACCAUUGAACGAGGACGAGAUCCUGCAUAGUCCCAGCCAGACUCGGUCCAUAAAGAUUGGCGGACGCGCGCGAUUCAAGGGUGGCAGCACUGCAAGCGUGGCCAUGAUCUCGACACCGACGCCGACGCCCUUCUGGCACCCCGUGGGCCCGUCCAGCCUACUGAUCUCGCAUGUGGGCGACACGCGGAUCCUGCUGUGCUCCACCACCACGGGCGAGGCCAUCCCACUCACCUCCAACCACCACCCCUCAUCACCCAUCGAAGCAAGCCGACUGCGCCGGUACGCGGCCACCUUCGUGACGGACUCCUUCGGCGAGGAGCGCAUGAGCGGGCUUGCCAACACGCGAGCAUUUGGCGAUGUCCAGUCCAAGCGCAUCGGCGUUUCUGCCGAACCCGAGCUGCGGCGCAUCGAAAUGGGCCCCGCCGAGUUCUCGUUCCUCGUCAUGGUCUCAGACGGCAUCAGCGGCACGCUCCUCGACCAGGAAGUCGUGGAUAUCAUCAAGGAGGCCCGCACGCCGGACCAAGGCGCCACCGACGUGGUCAAAUUCGCGACAGAAGUCACUAAGGAAGGCGACAAUGCCACCUGUCUGGUCAUCCGGCUCGGUGGCUGGGAGCGCCGGCUUGAAGGCGGCGUGGGAAGCCUAGGGACGAAAGAGUCUCGCGAGUGGCGGCAACAAGAAGCUACGGAUCCGCGCAGGUCACGGACAUGA
This is a messenger RNA of Penicillium lagena, 1608 nucleotides long. RefSeq names its product type 2C protein phosphatase PTC6 (gene ptcA). Gene Ontology annotation, molecular function: protein serine/threonine phosphatase activity; cation binding. NCBI's taxonomy places the organism in Eukaryota, Fungi, Ascomycota, Eurotiomycetes, Eurotiales, Aspergillaceae. Gene Ontology annotation, biological process: protein dephosphorylation. The transcript is spliced from 3 exons. The coding region runs from base 1 to 1608 and encodes 535 amino acids. The record is from RefSeq and is a predicted model, not a curated record.